This is a messenger RNA of Corylus avellana, 1641 nucleotides long. RefSeq lists its product as uncharacterized. The record is from RefSeq and is a predicted model, not a curated record. NCBI's taxonomy places the organism in Eukaryota, Viridiplantae, Streptophyta, Magnoliopsida, Fagales, Betulaceae.
UAGAACCAGUUUUUCACUCUAUAACACAUUUCUCUCACUUUAUGGAAGUUCUUCAGAACCAAACAGUAGCCUCCUCUUCACCCCAAACCCCGCUCAUACUAUUAGACUCACACCAACAGGAAGAACUAAACGACACACCGCUCAACCGCUCCCUCCACCGCUUAGAAACCCUUCUCAGAAUCUUUGGCUUCUGUCAAUACUCUGUUUUGAGCUUCACUCUCUCAUGGGUCUCGUUUCUUCUUCUGGGUGUUGCGCUUCCGCUUUUGGCAAUCGAGCUCUCUCCUUGUUCUGAUUGCGAAAAGUAUGAGAUCAAAAGCUUCGAGCUUGAGAUUCUGGUUUCCCAGUCUCUUGUGGCAGCCAUUUCUCUGCUCUGCAUUUCUCGCAAUCUUCGCAAGUAUGGUUUGAGAAAGUUUCUGUUUGUGGAUCGUUACCAUGGCCACAUGGCACAGUUUCGUGAGGAAUACUUGCAGAAGAUCAACGGUUUCUUCCGCUUGUUGGCAGUGUGGCUAUUACCAUGUUUCCUUUUGAGGGCUGCUCGGGAGGUGAUUCAUACUGUAUAUGUGCACAAUUAUUCAUGGUGGCAAUCCGUUGCUACAUUCUUUGCCUUUAUGGUAUCAUGGACUUAUUCAGCCAUAAUCUAUCUAUCAGGGGGUGUUCUUUUCAAUUUGGUCUGCAACUUGCAAGUAAUACACUUUGAAAACUAUGGGAAGCUUUUGGAGAGGGAUCUAGAUGUUUCAGUAUAUAUAGAGGAACACACUCGUCUAAGGCAUCAUCUUUCUAAAAUUAGCCACAGGUUCCGGAUUUUUCUGCUUCUGGAGUUCUUGUUUGUGACAGCUACUCUAUUUGUGUCUCUUAUAGAGACCACAGAAAAUCGUGGAAUCAUCAACUUCACCAAUGGCGGUAAUUUUGCAGUCUUAUCCAUUGUUGAGCUUCUUGGGAUCAUAAUUUGCCUGCAUUCAGCUGCAAAGAUUUCACAUAGAGCACUAAGUCUUGCAUCAGUUACAAGCAGAUGGCAUGCUUUAGUUACAUGCAACUCCAAUGAUGCUUCUCAACGGGGAAGUUCAAACAAUGGCGGGAGCUUGGAGGCUGCUUUUCCAGCAGGUUCAUUGCCUAUAAACUACUCAGAAAGUGAUCUGGAUUCAAUCGAUUUUGUUCCAGUGCCCACAAAUACUCAAUUGGCCUCAUGCAUGUCAUCUUAUCAUAAAAGACAAGCUUUUGUUCUGUAUAUGCAGUCCAACCUUGGUGGGGCAACCAUAUUCGGAUGGACGAUCGAUAGGGCGCUGAUUAACACAAUUUUCUUCGUCGAACUCUCGCUCGUUCUUUUUGUACUUGGGAAGACGAUAACUUUCACUACCACAUGACAGUGUGAGGAACCCAGAGGCAUUUUUCUUCAGUCCUUCCUGUUUCCAAGACCAGCAGUAGCACCAAUUCCACCAGCAAGAGUGGAAACUAUAUUGCUGCUGGGUAUUGUUGCUAUCUCUGAUCCAGAUUUCAAAUAUAGGUAUAAUUGACACAAAGAGGGAUUAUACAGUUGGACUAAUACUUGUGUAAGACCAUUUAAGAAACGAAGUGCACCCGCAAACUUGAUGUUGAUUGUAGCUAGUUUUGUUGACCAAGUUCUGUUUAUAAUCCAAAAUAACU